Messenger RNA from Aspergillus saccharolyticus JOP 1030-1, 1151 nucleotides. RefSeq lists its product as uncharacterized. The transcript is spliced from 2 exons. NCBI's taxonomy places the organism in Eukaryota, Fungi, Ascomycota, Eurotiomycetes, Eurotiales, Aspergillaceae. The coding region runs from base 169 to 1101 and encodes 310 amino acids. The record is from RefSeq and is a predicted model, not a curated record.
CACGCCUUCAUGUCUCUUCCAUCUGCAGGAUUCUGAUCUUUUCAUUCUUUGACAAUUCCAUUCGUUUACUGACGGCACUGGUGGCCUCAUCCGUUCUCUGCACUUUUUCCAUACUUCGACCUUCACUGUGACACAUUCUUUUAGCUCAUUCUUCGCACCAUCUUCACAAUGCAGGUUCUGAGCACUCUGGCGAUUCUCCCCACCCUGGCUCUGGGAGCUGUACUCCCGGCUGCGCUGCAAAGUGGCACCAAGAUUAUCAAGCGCGACUCCUGGGGUGGCAGUGUCUCUUUGGGUCCUACCAAGUCCGACAUCAUCAAUGCGGUGACCACUCUCAUUCCCGGAACUGCUCCGUCGACCCAGAACGGCGAGCUGUUCCUCUGGCCUGGUAUGAGCAACAGCACGGGCGACCUCAUCCAGACUACGAUGGAGAGCUGGGCCAGUAACGCCUGGUGCGGAGCCACGACCGGCCAGUGGUGUGUGCGCGCCAGUAUCUUCGGCUCCUUCGGCCAGCUCGACGGCACUGGCUCUCCGGUCAGCGGCGAUGAUCAGGUUCGGAUCGAGUACAACCUGCUCUCGGACGACAACACCUGGGUGCAGACGGUUACCAACGCCGUGACGGGGGCUGCCUUGUCGAACUAUUCCUAUCCCGCUGGUCCCUACAUGACUGGCUACGGCACAGGCACGGAGUGUGACGAUGACUGCACGGGCACGGUGGCUGCACAGUUCUACCUCAACACCACCAUUACUCUGCGCGAGGCAGAUACUACCUUCGGAGACACCAUCGCGACCGGUGCGGGUGCGACGUACACCGGACUGAGCUCCAGCGAGGGUGGCAAGGUGUGGACGAUUGCUACCAUCAGCGUCCCCGCCAUGGGCUCGGAGACUGCGGUGGCCUCCUCCACCUCGACGGCUACCGCCCACGCCACCCCGGUUGCGACAACGGUCGCUGUCGCGGAGGAGUCCAGCACGGUUGCCACUUCUAUCCCUGCUGCGGCUUCUGGUGCCGCUUCCUCCGGCCAACAGUCGCAGCAGCACCAGGGUCAUCAGGGUCAAAAGGGCCACCAGGGUCAAUCCGGCUCUGGCGAGCAGGAAUGCUUCUAAACGCACCUUAACAAGCACAUUUCCCUGGCGUGAGAGCGCCAAUUCGCUUC